This is a messenger RNA of Vicia villosa (hairy vetch), 820 nucleotides long. RefSeq names its product vacuolar protein sorting-associated protein 55 homolog. Gene Ontology annotation, cellular component: endosome. NCBI's taxonomy places the organism in Eukaryota, Viridiplantae, Streptophyta, Magnoliopsida, Fabales, Fabaceae. Gene Ontology annotation, biological process: late endosome to vacuole transport via multivesicular body sorting pathway. Bases 249 to 665 code for a protein of 138 amino acids. The transcript is spliced from 5 exons. The record is from RefSeq and is a predicted model, not a curated record.
AUUCAAAAAGUUAGACGUGGACCGUCUGGUGAGGUCAGGACAGAGUUUCCUUCCAAGAUCGGACCGCUACGCUGCUCUGCCUCCCAUUCUUCUCUGCCAUAUACGCACCGAUGCUGUCGACCUAUAGUUAAUAUAUCUACCUAUUAUCAUCAUCAUAAAUAAACAUCAGAAUACGCGUUUCAAAAUUUCAAUUCGUGUUGGUUUUUGAGUAAUAUUGAUUGCUCUCUGGAACAUGAGGUGACUUGAAAAUGGAUGACAUGCCUGGAUAUAUGCGUUACUGUUUGAACACAGGGAAGCUUGUCUUUUUGGCAAUUUUAGUCUCGGGAGGAAUCGUCUUGCAAAUUUUGGCUUGUGCUUUGUAUAAUAAUUGGUGGCCGAUGCUUAGUGCGAUAACGUAUGUGAUUCUUCCAAUGCCUUUGCUGUUCUUUGCUGGGUCUGAUGAUUCUUCUAUGUUUUCUGAAUCCGAUAAUACCUGGGUGAAUAUUGCCAAGUUCUUGACCGGAGCCUCAACUCUCGGAGGCAUUGCCAUUCCAAGCAUUUUAAAGCAUGCUGGGGUGAUCGGUUGGGCAGCCUUUGCAAUGGAACUCUCUUCUUUCUUUGUGUUUGUAUUAGCUAUAUUGUGUUACCUGGGGAUGAGUGAGCAAGAUAGUUACAGUAUGCUAUGAAACAGGAGUUCAGCAAGGCUUGUUUCAUUGGUAUACAAAUGUACCUGUUCCGUUUGGGUGCUAUUGAUUUCUCUUGCUUGUAUAAUAUUCACCUCAACAUCCCCCCUCUGUUCAAAUACUGAUAUGUAAUGUAAAUUCUUUGCUUUUGCGUUUAA